AUGCAUAUACGUACACAUACAUUACCAUGUAAAUGUAAAAUUUGUGGUAAAGCAUUUUCACGUCCAUGGCUUUUACAAGGACAUGUACGUACACAUACAGGAGAAAAACCAUUUCAAUGUGAAAUAUGUUGUCGAGCAUUUGCUGAUCGUUCAAAUUUACGUGCACAUAUGCAAACACAUUCGGAUAUAAAAAAAUAUCGUUGUACAAAAUGUUCAAAAACGUUUUCACGUAUGUCAUUGCUUAAUAAACAUAUGGAAAGUUGCAUACAACAUACAACAACCACAACUGCGAUUACAACCAGCACUGAUGAUUGUAGCAGUACUGCUGGAUUUUCGAUUUAA
This is a messenger RNA of Adineta steineri, 342 nucleotides long. NCBI's taxonomy places the organism in Eukaryota, Metazoa, Rotifera, Eurotatoria, Adinetida, Adinetidae. The record is from the annotation of a GenBank genome assembly.